CCAUGUUUCUGCUUGACAGAGAGAGAAGCAUUGACAUCAACGCGUCAACGCGGCUGCAACAGAAGACUUGCCAUUAACAAUUUCACGCGCCCCAAUCCAUUGCUCUUUUAAUUGCUCACAGCAAACAUGGUGUCUCCGCAAUAGAAAAUCGUGCAUCCAGAUGCAUCAGCAGCACAAACAUUUGGAUUGCUCCUCAGCCAUGGCACACAGACAGACAAGAUCCGAGCUUUGGAGGCGGGUCAACGGAGACGCACCUGAGGUACCUGGUACCAAGGUUGGUGUACGGUACGUGUCAUAAGGGUUAAGGCUUAAAUUUGUAUCCAACCUUCGGCCAUUCGUCAAAAGCACGUGUCGUCCUUCAAUCCAAAGCAAGAAGCAAGAAGCAAAUUGCAAGGAGUGACGAGUCUUCACAAUUGAGGCAGGAGUUUCACAGAGCUACGAUAGAGGACAAGACCAACCUGAUCAGACAAGUAUAGACAAAUGCUUUGAUAAGAUGAAGCCCUAUGUGAUUCUUUUUCUUUGGUUCGUGAAGUUGUGCGGAGCGUUUUCAACGCCAACGCCAUCACUGCAGCCCAAAAGGAUACCCAUCACUGUGAUUUCUGGAUUUUUGGGAAGCGGGAAAACUAGUCUCCUGCAGCACAUGCUGGAAAACAGGGAAGGUAUCAGGAUAGCAGUGAUUGUGAAUGACGUGGCAUCGGUCAACAUUGAUAGCAAACUUGUCUCUGGCACUAGUAAUGCCGAUGGCAUGGUGCAACUCCAAAAUGGCUGUGCUUGCUGUUCCUUGGCUGAUGAACUUCUGGGAAGCGUGGCAGAGUUGGUAACUCUUAGUGACAUGAGAGGAGAAUCAGACGCAUUUGACCAUAUUGUUGUAGAGUUGAGUGGGGUUGCGGAUCCAAAAGGAGUGAGGUCGCAGUUUCAAGAGGCCAUGUUCUACAACAUGCCAAUCAUGGAAAGAGUCAAACUGGAUACAAUGGUGACAUUGGUUGACUGCAGCGUCUUUCUGAAACACUUGCAAAGUUCCAAGGCAGCAAACGUCGACGAGGCUCCCGAGCUGUUCUACACCGAUGGAGAAACCCCUCCGGAAAAUCCAGAUUGGAUGGAUGAUUUGCCGCCCGCACUCCAGGAAGUCUUGAUGGCUGGUAGCAGCAACAAUCUACAAAGCCAAGCAGCAUCCAAUGCCGUUGCUGACUUGUUGGUGUCCCAGUCAGAGAUUGCAGAUGUCUUGCUCUUGAACAAAGGAGACCUUGUGGAGAAUCCCGAUGAUAUGGAAACUAUCAACCAAAUAGUAUUGGCAUUGAACCCAAAGGCGCGGAUUGAUAGGACGUUGUACGGAAAGAUUUCGCUUCCAAGUGUCCUUGCAGUUGCAGGAGGGAAAGGGGUUGUGGAGGCUGGUGUUGUGGACGACCAUCGUGAUGCUGUGCAGGUGGCAGAGCAGAAUGUCCCCACUAGAGCAAAUGAUCACUCGCACCAAUCAUCACAUGAACACUCGCACAGACACAAAGAUGAUCACUCGCACCAAUCAUCACAUGAACACUCGCAUAGUCAAAAGCAUGGCGACGAACCAGAUGGUACAGAUACCAGUCACAACAGCCACACACACUCCCACAGCCACGAUCAUCAAGAAUGCACUGAUCCAGAUUGCACGGACACAAGUCACAGUCACAGCCAUAACCAUGAACAAUCUACAACCCUCAGCCAGCUUGGGAUCGGCUCCUUUGUCUACCGUGCCCGAAAACCCUUUCAUCCUCAGAGACUUGUAGCAUUCUUACGGCACUUACCAAUCUCGAGAGGCCUAGCAGAGAAAGUGGACGAGGACCCCGAGCUGAUGCUAUCUGAGGACGCCAAACAGGCUUUACAAAGAGUGGUUCGCUCGAAGGGAUUCGUCUGGCUGGCAGACUCAAAUGUGGCAGCAAUGUAUUGGUCCCACGCCGGAAGCUCAUUUGAAUUGCAAUGUCUGGGCCGAUGGUGGUCGACACUCUCGAGGGCAGAGUGGCCUCCUGAUGCAAAGAGUACAAUUCUAGCUGAUUUCGACGAUCCCAAUCACGAUGACCAGGACACCGGAUGUGAUUCAGUGGGAGAUCGUCGACAAGAAGUAGUGUUUAUUGGAGCGGGACUUCAAACAGAUCAGCAACAAACUGCGAUUUGUUCCGGCCUGGACCAGUGCCUGCUCAAUGACUCCGAAUGGGAUGAAUUCAGAACGAAUCGAGCCACGGAGAGUGCACUUCGAACUACUUUUGCCAAUGGCUUGCCAGUCAAGAUGCUAACCUACUAGCUAGUCCCAGCACUACUUCACCCAGAGCAGAUAUUUUUACAUGUAUGGCGCAUGUAGUUUAUAGCUGCUAGUAGAAUGUUUAGGCAUUACUAUUUGAAUG
Molecule: messenger RNA, 2372 nt
Organism: Seminavis robusta
Lineage: Eukaryota; Bacillariophyta; Bacillariophyceae; Naviculales; Naviculaceae
Source: the annotation of a GenBank genome assembly